Mugil cephalus (flathead mullet) is the source of this 5728-nucleotide messenger RNA. It is a transcript of the gene syt14a, whose product is annotated as synaptotagmin XIVa. NCBI's taxonomy places the organism in Eukaryota, Metazoa, Chordata, Actinopteri, Mugiliformes, Mugilidae. The record is from RefSeq and is a predicted model, not a curated record. The transcript has 9 exons. The coding region runs from base 109 to 1719 and encodes 536 amino acids.
AUUGAUGGUGGCGAGCGUAACUGUGGAGUGCAUGAGCUGAUCUGCGUCAGAAAAGUUUCUCCAGAGGUGCUGGGGUUUCUGACCGCCAUCGGACUCUUCAUCAUCCUCAUGACCCUCCUGUUCUGGUACCUCAACAACAAGUUGACACUAGAGAGCACAGGGAGCCUUCAGUGCCUUGAUGAUUUCAGGAAAAACUCAGAGCUAAAAGACAAGGCCUACUCCGACGCCGACCUGCAGGGCUCAUCGUCGGACAGCGAGGAUGAGCUGAUGGGUCAGUAUCAGGAGGCGGUCAGCCGCUCGCAAGGCCUGAGGGGAGGAGCCAAGGCGGCUUCCGCCGCCAAACACUCGGCAGGGUUCAGCUGGGAGAGCCGGCAGAAGUACAGCCCUCUGACUGCUGAUUAUGACGGAUACAGCAGCGACGCCUCGGCCGACGACGCCAACUGCAUCCAGAGGAUGAGACGAACGCCACCACUGGAUGAGCUUCAGCCUCCGCCUUAUCAGGAUGAGAAUGGUUCUCCGAGGAUGUCCUGCACUCUGUCAGACCUGGGCGACGCAAAGUGUGAUUUUUCCCACACCAGUGGCAGUCCCCACCUUUCUUUUGGCAAGUGUCCCAGUGAAGGCAGUGACGGCCCUGAGACUGAGAGUUACCUCAACAAAGGCUAUGAGGAGGACGUACCCAGUGACAGUACAGCUGUCCUCAGCCCAGAGGAUAUGUCAGCCCGUGGAUCAGCUGCACAACUCCCUAAAGGCUAUGAACCAGAUCCUGUCGCAAAGUACGGCACCCUGGACAUUGUAUUUGACUAUGACUCUGAGGAUCAGCAUCUGGCCGUGACCAUCAUGGCAGUAACAGACCUUCCUCCCGUCAAACGCACCGGUAACAUCUCCUGGCAAGUCCACCUAGUGCUUCUGCCCACCAAGAAACAGAGGGCGAAAACAGGCAUCCAGAGAGGCCCGUGCCCCAUCUUCACCGAGACCUUCCACUUCAGCCACGUCGAGUCGGAGAUGAUCAGCAAUUACGCCAUCCGAUUCCGUCUUUACAGCAUGCGACGGAUGAAGAAGGAGAAGGUGCUCGGGGAGAAGGUGUUCUACCUCACCAAGCUCAACCUUCAGGGCAAAAUGUCUGUGCCGGUCAUAUUAGACCCAUGCUGUGCACUCCCGGGUGCUGAGUCCCAGGUCAGCCUCUCAGAUAUGACGUGCAGUGAGAGCGCCUCGUCGUUCCAGUCUGUCAGUCAGGCUUCCACACCAGAGAUCCUCGUGGGCCUGGUGUACAACGCCACAACAGGACGUCUCUCUGUGGAAGUCAUCAAAGGCAUCCAUUUCAAAAACCUGGCAGCUAACAAGCCACCCAACGGGCUGUUCUGUUGUCUAAAACACUUGAUAGGUGGACAGGUUUAUAUUAUCAGAGAUACGUACGUUAAGCUGACCUUACUCAACUCCAUGGGCCACGAGAUGUCCAAGUGUAAGACCUCCAUCUGCCGCGGUCAACCCAACCCGACCUACAAAGAGACGUUUGUCUUCCAGGUGGCUCUUUUCCAGCUAUCGGACGUCACGCUCAUCCUCUCCGUCUACAACAAGCGCAGCAUGAAGCGUAAAGAGAUGAUUGGUUGGAUUUCUCUAGGCCUCAACAGCUCUGGGGAAGAGGAGCUCACUCACUGGACUCAGAUGAAAGAGUCUAAAGGACAGCAGGUUUGCCGCUGGCACAGUUUGCUGGAGUCCUAACAGUAAAGGACGAGUAAGUCGAGAAAGUGUGUGAGGAUAACUGCGCUGAGCAGUUGUCAUCUGAGCUGGACAAGAAAUGGAUGAGUUCAGCUGGGAAAGAGGAUUGUGACCGUUGUCCAGUGAAUGGGGUCAGUGGUGAUGUGGAACGAUAGAACCGCAGAAUGUUUCUGCUCUCAGAGUUGUUCAUCUUACCAUGGCAUUUUCAUGGGUCUUUUGGCAAAUGUCUUAUGUUUAUGGGUUGUCCUUCAACGGCAAUCCUGUAAAUGACACUUUUUUGGUCUGAUGAAUGGGUGGAGCUAGGGCCACCUCCAAGAAGAACGUUCUGGGUAACAGCAUCGAGUGAAUCAUCAGCAGAUAGUUUUGUGUGCACAAACCUCUGGCUCAAGCAACAGAUGAGAAGUUUCUUUGAAGUUCAAUCAUAAAUGUUAAUAUUAAUCACAAAUAUAAUAUGAACUUAUGUUUGGGGUCUCUACCUACGUAGAACAAAUGCGUGUUCCAAAUUCAGUUUUUAUCAAGAUAGCUCCUAAAGCUUAAUUUAGGUGAGCUGUAGGUAUGCCCUAGGUAGGCCCUAGGCUUUCUGUAGGUACACCAUAGGUAUGCCUUAGGUGACUCGUAGGUAUGCCCUAGGUACCCAUAGGCUUGCUGUAGGAACACCGUAGGUAUGCCUUAGAUAUGUCGGAGGUAUGCCCUAGGUAUCCAGUAGGUUUGCUGUAGGUACACCAUAGGUAUUUUGUGUGUACAUCGUAGGUAUAGGUAGGUGCACCCCCUACACCAUAGCCUGGUGUACACCUCCUUAGAAAUGUACCUUGGUAACACAACUUGGAGGUAUUUUUCUGUAUACAUGAAUAAUAGGGGCUAGAUUUCACCAGUGAUCCAUCUUCCAUGGGAAGUCAUUUGUAGCUUUUCUAUUAUGUUGAACACAAUGUUCAAAAUAUAAAAUAACCUUCUGGUGAGAACAAAAAUAUUAAUUUCUGCAGAACUCACCCUCAAAGUCUCUGAAGCAAAAAAUGCUUUUGGAAAGUCCAACCUUUGUAUGGCAUCAUAUCACUUUCCUGCUUAGUUUGAAUUUGAAUUUCUCCAGACGUCUGUUGUUUAGGCCAGAGGUGUGAGUAUGCAGAAUUAUCGUCACUGCUCAUGGUAACUCUACUGACCGCCAAUCAGAUCAUUGUUUUGGAGCUGGAAACAUUCAAUGAACCAGUCCUUCUGUCCAGGAAAACAGAAGCGGGGGUUUCAUAAAUUGAAUGUUGAUGCUGUUAUGGUCAAAUUUUACGCUACAAGAAUUUUAUUCACCGUACCCAGUUGUUUCAACCACAAUUAUAUGUUUCAUUCAAAUAUGAGCAGGACUCUACGUGGAUGGAGGGAGGAUGAAGCAUAUUUGCAAAAUUUAGUUGAAGUUACUACACUUUCAUGAAUCCCUCUCUGUCGUCACUGCCAAAUUUGAAGCUUAGCCUAAGCAAACAAAACAACAGCUUAAUAAUUUUAGACACGUUUGCCUGACAAAUAACCUGAAGUCAGUGACAGCAGAAGUGUCACUGUUGACGCUGAGAUGAAGUUCAGUAGUGAUCUGAGGAGAAAUAAGCACUUCACAUUGUCACAUAUUUUUGGAAACCACCAGUUCGAGGUUGCCUCAACAGACUGAGAUAUGUUAUAUCUAGAAAAGUGUAGUAGUUACUGUGGUGGUUUUUCUGAUCUUUUCCAUUCGAAAUCUAUAUACAGUGUCAAAAUAUUUUUAAUUUAAGACAUGUUUUUGAUUACAAGUCGUCACAGCUAAGAGGUUAGAGGCGAACCCACCUGUUGCUCUCUUCUACCUGCUCUGGUGCUAUAUAAGAGCUGAGGCUGUACACACUGAAGCCCUUGCCUUAUGGUUUUAGCCGGUUCGUAAGUUAAUUUCAGUCGACCGAGUUCAAAACCAGACACGCCCUGAGAGCACACAGACCUGCGUCCAUAAUUACAGAAAGCACACACAGUAACAGCAUCACUCAACCUCACUGGAGGGAAUACAGACUGUACAGAGGGAAACGAUUACAUAGGAGCUGCAUCGGCGGAACUGCAAACUGACGUAGAGGCGGACGGGUUGCAGCUUUAGUUGCAGCCACUUUCUCAUUUUCAUUUAUAGAUUAAAAAAAAAAUACUCUUUACUGUGCCUGUGAUUGUGGUAAAAGCUAGCUUUGUGCUGUGUUUACCAGGUGUGUGUGUGUGUGUUGACUGGAAAAGGUACACAAAAGGGAGCGUCGGGGCUGUGAUAUAGGUAGUUGUUGCUUUUUCCUGUUGGGUGUGACAGUUUUUGAUUUUAAUUACCGGUAAUAAGAACAAAAUUUCCUGAUUGUCUGCUGUAUACUUUUGUUAGUAAAUGUUUUGUUAUCUAUUUUUGUAUCAAUAUCGAGGAAGAACUAAUGAUUAGACCAAACCAAACAUUUACCCACUCUGUGAGCCAUACUGUUCUGGUUUGCUGCUUAAUUAUCUUAAUUAUUUCAGUUCGCGUUUGGGAGAGUCAUUUACAGCUCGGGUCUUGUUAUUAUUAUGUUCCCAUCCUCUAAACCAGAAUGCGAAGGAGACCGGCAGAGCUCUUCUCAAACCAAUCUGUCAAGACUUUUCAGCUUUGAUGCUUACUAGCAGUGUAAAAACAGGAGCACAGUCUAUACAGCACAACUGUGAAACACAUCAUGUGAAAGAUCGCUCGGCAGUGAGCUCAUUUGUUCACGUACAUCUUCUAAUGUGAAUCCCAAAACUCCACGAUUCUCAUCAACCGGCAUCCUUUGAUUUGACAUAAGUAAAUGAGUUCAUAAAAUGUGGCAUUUGACAACCUGCAACAAAAAAAAAAAAGUGGGAGCGAUCUUGUUGAAUCAACAGAAGAUGUGUUGGGGAUAUUAAUAACCGUGAAGUGUGAUCUCUUGUCAGUGGGCGUCUAAUGGCAGCCACGCUCCCUAGUUAAAACAAUAUUAUUACCAGUUAAGAAAUUGGCAUCUUUGCUUCUCUCCCCCAAUUAUAAAAAUGUUCUUCACCAAAAAUAUACGAUAAUGAUGCUGGGAAGAGCUAGAGCCUGAAAACUUACUGGAAGUUUUAUGUUUUACUGCUGCUUCUCUUAAGGCCGUAUACAUCCUACUAUACAUACCACUCGGGGUUCAAAUGGACAUGCCCUCAAAUACGGAUGCAAAACGUCCCACAUUUAUUGAAUACUACAAAACUUAUAUUUUUGAACCAACGACAUUUAUUGAAAUGCUACUAAAUUUAUGGUUUUGAACUGCUUUAUAUAUCAACAUGACUAUGUGCGCUCUCAUGGUCUCAAGGUGUGAAACGUUAAAUUAAAAAAUAAAAUGUGUUUUAGAGCUGGAGUGAGUUUAAGAGCGAAUCCAGCAAAUUCAUAGAUAUUCCGUUAUUCAUCAAUUUUGUCCAGUAUUUAAAAAAACAGCAGCAGGUUAGAACUAAAAUUACACCAGAACUCCACCUGAUCCGGUUGUGUUAAACCUUCCAAAUUAAAAUCAAUGCAGAGGGUAUCUCAAAAGCAUAAGCUAUUUAAUUGCCCUGAAUAAUGUUUAAAUUUUCACAUAACUUCAUUUUCACUAUUUUUCAGCUGGUUAUAAAUUCCAAUUAUAAUGGCACUUCGUUGCUUCCGUACAAAACCACAGAAACCUGGCAGUUGACGCUCUAGUCGAAGGGAUUUGAAUCUUUCCCUAAUCUUUCACAAGAUGUGUUCCACUUAUAAGGUUUUUAAAACAGUAUAUUUAUGCUUUUGCAGUAUUGUUCCUUAUUCUUUCAUUUUCUUGACAAUCGUCUUGUUUAUAACGCUGGUUUUAAUCUGCAACCGAUUUCUCCUUUUAGUUCAGAAACUACCCAUGCCACAGGUGGCAUCGGUGCCUUACUGUUUUUCACUCGGCAACCUUGUGUCACAGUGUCUUAACGUACUUGUAAAUGUACUUUUUCUUCUGUACUUCAGACUGAGUUGGAUUUGUAAAUCGUCUCACAAACUGAUUUAAGGUAGGAAGAAUUUCUAUGUGAUGAUAUUAUUGUU